Messenger RNA from Neohortaea acidophila, 991 nucleotides. RefSeq lists its product as uncharacterized. Gene Ontology annotation, cellular component: ribosome; mitochondrial small ribosomal subunit. Gene Ontology annotation, molecular function: structural constituent of ribosome. NCBI's taxonomy places the organism in Eukaryota, Fungi, Ascomycota, Dothideomycetes, Mycosphaerellales, Teratosphaeriaceae. The coding region runs from base 137 to 967 and encodes 276 amino acids. The transcript has a single exon. The record is from RefSeq and is a predicted model, not a curated record. Gene Ontology annotation, biological process: translation; mitochondrial translational initiation.
AGAGUUUCACUUAAACUUUUUGCUUGGCGCCAGGCGCUGCACGAGAAGUGCACUCCAACUCCAUCUCUGCGCGUGCCCAUCUUCUCCGCAUCAAUGGCAGAUCAGUGACGGCAGACGGUCAAAGGCAACGCCCAUCAUGGAUCUUCUCCGUGUUGGCGAGAGUCUUCUCCGCUCUCCGCCCCUCCUACCCUUCCUUGCGCCCUCAUUAUACCGCUCUCGUCUCCCACGAUAUCACAAGACACCCUCGUGUUCCUCACGGCAUCAAAUACCGUCCAGAUCUUUCGCCACUUCACACUCGCACCACAACGAACAGUCUGCACCGUCUGGAGGACGAGAAAAUGAACCUACCCCUCCCUCACGGAGCAAUUCAUCAUUCAAUGCCGAAUUCAGCCGACUUCUUGACAGCGCCAUCAGUGGCUCCAAGAAGCCUUCCACAGCCUCAAACGCCAGACCAUCUAGUCCUUCCACACGCAAUCCGGGUUCUUUUGGCACAGGGCAUGCAGGAAAGGACGCAGGGGCCAUCGACGAGAUCUUGGAGGCCAUGUCGAAUCCCCAGACCUCGUCUCCGCAAAGAUCAUGGGGCAGCAACAACAAGUCGGCACGUUUCGACAUCAGCGCUCUGCUCAAUCCAGGCCCCAGCUCCGGCGCCGCUGCCACCUCGGCUGCUAUAAAUCCCAUACCUGCACCAUCAGUACCCCCGCCCCUACCGAUGAAGCUCAACAGCUCCGUCGGCCGCACCAUCAAGGUCGACCCGGCACGAGGGAUCGAUGUGGCGCGUGCAUUCACGGUGCUGGAAACGCAGUGCAACAGGAACAACGUCAAACGCGAUGCGCAGAAACAGAGAUACCACGAGCGGCCAGGGUUGAAGAGGAAGAGGCUGAAGAGCGAGCGAUGGCGGCGGCGGUUCAAGGAGACAUUCAAGCGGACGGUGACCAUGGUGCAGAGGAUGAAGGGACAGGGAUGGUAGACAGAUACAACCUGAUGGGCACAC